This is a messenger RNA of Gopherus flavomarginatus (Mexican gopher tortoise), 4350 nucleotides long. RefSeq names its product G protein-coupled receptor 17 (gene GPR17). The coding region runs from base 747 to 1763 and encodes 338 amino acids. The transcript is spliced from 2 exons. Gene Ontology annotation, cellular component: membrane. Gene Ontology annotation, molecular function: G protein-coupled receptor activity. NCBI's taxonomy places the organism in Eukaryota, Metazoa, Chordata, Testudines, Testudinidae. The record is from RefSeq and is a predicted model, not a curated record. Gene Ontology annotation, biological process: phospholipase C-activating G protein-coupled receptor signaling pathway; positive regulation of Rho protein signal transduction.
ACUGGGACCCUGCAGCAAGUGUCCUGAAAAAAAACCCUCUCAUUCAGCUGAAUAAGGGGCCUUCAACCCUUUGCACUGAUAAACCAUUAUCAACCCCUCCCCAUUCACAAACCCUCUCUGCUGUCCCAUAGACCCUCCUCUAUUGCAAGCAAAGUGAAGUCUUGGAAUCGCAGAGCUGUUGCCAUAGCAGCCACCUCUCUCACCCCCACUCCCACCAUCAUGGAAUUAUCCCAUUCUCAAGUGUCCUGUUGUGUCUAUUAAUACCAGACUCCCCCGCCCCCCAGCACAAUACCCCUUUCCAACCCUCUAAAAUAAUCACAGAACUCCAAAGAGUCAGUGUAAAAGACUAGGGGGUUCAGAGAGACUUUAAGAAGCAGGACAAACACUGAAAUAUUCAAAAAUAUAAGAGCAGCAGCAGCGGUUCACCCCUUCCAAGGCUUCAGCUGGAAUGAAAACUGCCUUUCUUUGCAAGUGUGCCAUCUCCUCUCCUCUUUUGUGUGAGCUGAUAAUGCAUUAUCAGAGCUAGCAGGACUCUAUAUAGAGGGACUCUCUCUUCCACCCUCACUAAGUCUGAAACGGUCUGCUCUUUCUGAAUCAUCAGAUGGCUUUCAGCUUUGACGCUUCCCCUUGAUUUGCUGGUAUCAGAAGGAGCUCCCAGAAAUUUACUCUAGAAGGACUUUGCCCUUCACCGGUAGGACUGUGUCAUCAAGAGGUCCCUGGCUGGUGCUCCAGAGCUGUAGUGAGGAAUGAAUGGUCCAGCAGAUCCUUCAAGCCUAUUCCUCAACUCCUCCCUGGAAACUUCUGAACAAUGUGGCAAAGAGACUCAUACAGAGAACAUCCUUUUUGCCACUUUUUAUCUCCUGGAUUUCAUCCUGGCUUUUUUUGGCAAUACCUUGGCUCUUUGGCUCUUCAUCCGGGACCAAAAGUCAGGCACUCCAGACAAUAUUUUCCUGAUGCAUCUUGCUGUGGCUGACCUGUUUUUUGUGCUGGUUCUACCCACCCGGCUAGUAUAUCACUUUUCUGGCAAUCACUGGCCAUUUGGCGAGAUCCCAUGUAGACUCAUUGGCUUCCUUUUUUAUCUCAAUAUGUAUGCCAGUAUCUACUUCCUCAUGUGCAUCAGCAUUGACCGCUUCCUAGCCAUUGUGCACCCUGUGAAGUCCAUUAAACUCCGCAGGUCACUUUACGCCCAUUUGGCAUGUGCCUUUCUUUGGGUUAUAGUUGCUGUUGCAAUGACGCCUCUGUUGGUCAGUGUGCAGACAGCUGAGAUGAACAACACGACUGUCUGCCUACAGCUCUACAGAGAGAAGGCAUCACGCCAUGCUCUCGUGUCCUUGGCAGUGGCAUUCACCUUUCCAUUUAUUACUACAGUAACCUGCUACUUACUGAUUAUUCGUAGCCUGAGGAGUGGGAACAGAGUUGAGAAGCACCUGAAGGAAAAAGCCAUCAAGAUGAUCAUAGUUGUUCUCAUGAUCUUUCUGGUCUGCUUCGUACCCUAUCACAUCAAUCGCUACAUUUACGUUCUCCAUUAUGAUGGCACCAAGACUUCCUGUGAAACCAAGCGAGUCCUGGCACUCAGUAACCGCAUCACUUCCUGCCUUACCAGCCUGAAUGGCGCCCUUGACCCAGUGAUGUAUUUCUUUGUGGCUGAGAAGUUCCGUGAGGCCUUGUGCAGCUUGUUUUGUGGCAAAAGAGCUGCAAUGAUGCCUCCAAGUUAUGAAGGGAAGACAAAUGAGAGCUCACUGAGUGCUAAAUCUGAAUUCUGAGCAAGUGAUCAUAUUUGUUGUCACUUCCGGGCACAACACAGCCAAGAGACUCUCUAGAGAGUAAAGGCAAGUGACCCCAAGGACAAAGAUGUUAUCCCCAGAGUCAGUAUCAUUCCUGCAAUAUCAGGGAGGAGAGUUCAGUUAUUCUAUGCAGCUACAACCAGAAAUGGCUCAUCUCCGCCAGAAGACAGAUUGUAACCUCAGUAAAUCACAAGACAUCUGAACAUGAAUGCAACAGCAGCAGCAUCUGUUGCCCAAUCCUGAAGCUGAGGCCUGAAUAUUUAGGGAUGGGGGAAGGAAACAAGAAUGUAAUCAAUCCAUGAUUUCUCCAUCUAAGAGUUUUAUACUCAAGGCUCAUUCAAGCAAAUGUUGGCCACCCUGAGAAACAGAACAACUGGAAUUCAAGGACUAAGGCCUGGUCUACACUGGGGCGGGGAGAGAGGGGAGAUUCGAUCUAAGAUACGCAACUUCAGCUAUGAGAAUAGCGUAGCUGAAGUCGACAUAUCUUAGAUUGAAUUAAAAUUACAUACUUCGUGUCCUCGCGGCACAGGAUCAACGGCCGCGGCUCCCUGUCAACUUUGCUUCUGCCUCUCGCACUGCUGGAGUUCAGCAGUAGAUGGGAGAGCGAUCGGGGACUGAUUCAUCACAUCUACACUACACACAAUAAAUCAAUCCCCAAUAGAUUGAUCGCUACCCACCAAUCCGGUGGGUAGUGUAGACGUAUGUUUAGAUUCAAUGGCUGAUUGCCUCUUGCCCAACAUGCACACCCUCCCUUGAAAUACUAUGUUGUGCCAGCCAAAAUGAUUCAGUCCUGGGGUAUCAGAGGAGAACAGUAGUGUCUCUGGAUCUAUUGUGAAUAUUUUCAGAGAGUUGGGGGGAUAUCGUAUUCCUGUUGAAUAGGGGGAAAGGGAAACCUGUGGCUGGAAUAAAUGGAAGACAUCCUGAUUCCCGAGGGAUGUCAAGUUAUUAUCGCCACAGGCCUCUUGUCUAUGCCCAGGAUUUGGGAAUGAGCAGUAAACAUCAUGCUAAUAUUUCAACCUGUCCUUGGGUUUGUGGUCUAAGGCCCUAGGAGCUGCCUUCAGUUACAGGCAGCAUUUUCUGAACAAGCCUUGGGGUGUAGUCCUGUUUGAAUUAUCAAUCACCUUAAUAAUGUCAGGCUAAAAUAAAAGGGAAUGGAAAGAAGUCUCAUAAAAAAAAAUCAGUAAAGGGAAUAUCUUCCAUUGGUUUAUAAAUGCUGAACCCUACAACUGAAUCCCUGUAAGAAAAAACCAAGAAGAUGAAAAGUAGAUGUGUUGAAAGUGUGAAACCCAGUCUUCUUGGGGAAAGCCUUAAAGCUCUUUCAGAGUGUUUUGAUUAGUCUGAAAAACAUUUCAUUUGCUAAAUAUGAUCACUAACCUAGUUUAGCUUAACUACCCUCACUGAUAAAUGUUGCACCCAAUGGAACAUAUUUGGGUAUUAAAACAAGCAGGGGAGGUAGGAGAAAUCCCAUGCUAUAAAAGGAGAAGAGCAGAAGAACCCUUUGUGUCCACUAGGAACCUUGCUAAGCCAAUCAUAUUUGCCUCUGAAAUGCUUAGGUACAGCAGUGAUGAGUACAAUAGAAAGCCAUAUGAUAGAUCAAUCUUAUUUACAUAUUCUACUCAUGCCCUUGGGAAGGAGCUCUCGAUGUCUCCAAGAGUUUAGAUCCUAAAUUAUGAAAUCAAAUAACUUUUUAUCUUGGUUAAGUUUCUGGAAUCCUGACUGCUUUCCCAGCUGGUACCCAGCCUGCUCAAAGGCACUGGCCAAUUAGAGACAUAAGCCAAGAAGCCAAAAGGAAAAUCCAUUAACUGUAAUUCUGGAUGCCUAGAGACUGGUGUUAUACGGAGGAUUACUUGAACAGGAAGUAAUUAUGGAAGGUUCCCUGGUGGACAGGGUGAAGCAAAUAAUCCUCUUUCCUUUUCCCACGUUGAUCACGUCAGCGGGUAGAAACAUCAACUCAAUGACUCUCCCAACCCCUGCUGGACAGAGGUAUAACAGUUUGAAGUUAAUCCACUGUGCUUCAGAAUUCAAAGCUAUCUGUCAAACCGUCUGUCUCUCUUCUUACCAGGAUGUGCUUUUGUACAAGUUUCAUGUCCUCUUUGUAUUAUUUUUGUCAUUAAUUUUUUUAAAACAAAAAACUUUUUGGACUUGUUCAGACCUAUUAUACAUACAUAAAAUAAAUAGUUUAAAAGGAUCAGUGAGGAGAUGGUCUUUUUAUUAACAGAGGCUCCCCCUCAGUCUCUCAUGCCCCUUUCUCUCUCACAUGCAAGCCAGCACCACGCCUGGAAUCCUUUCCUCUUCACACAGCCUCCUGCCCAUUCACUCAAAUCCUGGCAAUCUACUGGCAUUCCGCCUUCAGGCCCCUCCUCUACCCAUAUGUCCUUGAUAGUCAGUGUCCUGUCCAUUGCCCUUUCUCUACCCAUCUCUCACUUUCCAACAACUUAGUCCUACUCAGGGCUUAUUCUGUGCCUUUCUAUUCUUUACCUGCCUCUGUGUUUUUGUUUUAUUGCGCUAACAGACCUCCUGCUCCCACAUCCACAAUGUACCGGGCUAAGCCCCUGUGGCUCUGCUC